AUGACGCUGGAUAUUGGCCGUAGUAGAAUCUUGGCCAACCAAGAUAUAGGAGAGGACUUCACCCACGUCUACUCCGAGAAGAUCCCGAUCUGGAUUCGAAAGGCUCAAACCAUCAGCAUUGACAUUCUCCUGUAUCAUCCAACAAGGGACGACGUGUUGGCCACCGAGUUUCCUCACUUCGCCAAUCUCUUCUACGCUCUGAUCGCAUCGCUAAUGACUGGCGAUCUCAAGACGCUGCACAUAGAUCUAGACCAUCUGAUUGGUACCCGCAUCAACGACGAGGAUGAUGAUCUUCCAGAUAAUCAACUCCCCGCCAAUGUCAUCUUAACAAUCCUCCACCCUCUCACAUUCCUCCCAAACACAGUAUUUCUCUCAACAUCCCCAUUGCACCCCAAGACCGGUUCCCCAAUCUUCCCCAAAAGAACGCACCACAACGGUCUCAGCAUCGACCUCCUCGAAUUCACGAAUCUAAAGGACGAUAUCCGGAGACUUAAUGCACGGGUCAUCAGUACAGGAGUUGCUCCAGGUGGAAUCAGGGUGCUUGGCAGAAUAAUGUGGGAUAUUGAGAACAGACACGAAGCGCGCGCGAGGGUGAUGCCGGAUUACAAGUACUUUGGCAAGAGGAUAGGGAAGGUUAGGCAGAUGAUAGGAACACCGGCUGUGCGGAGAUUGAUUGAGCGGGCGGAAGAGGUUGAAGUGUAUUGGGGUGAGGGGUGCUGUUGUGGGGAGGAGCUGUAG
Messenger RNA from Fulvia fulva, 738 nucleotides. RefSeq lists its product as uncharacterized. The transcript has a single exon. The record is from RefSeq and is a predicted model, not a curated record. Lineage: Eukaryota; Fungi; Ascomycota; Dothideomycetes; Mycosphaerellales; Mycosphaerellaceae. Bases 1 to 738 code for a protein of 245 amino acids.